Molecule: messenger RNA, 4959 nt
Organism: Kockovaella imperatae
Lineage: Eukaryota; Fungi; Basidiomycota; Tremellomycetes; Tremellales; Cuniculitremaceae
Exons: 13
Coding region: 1-4959 (1652 amino acids)
Biological process (GO): ribosome-associated ubiquitin-dependent protein catabolic process; rescue of stalled cytosolic ribosome
Cellular component (GO): RQC complex; cytosol
Molecular function (GO): ubiquitin protein ligase activity; zinc ion binding; ribosomal large subunit binding
Source: RefSeq, a predicted model, not a curated record
AUGCCCAAGGGCACAAAGUCGUCUGCAUCUUCAGGCACACGCAAGAAGCAUGCCAAGAAGGCAGCCAAGGGCGAUGCUGGUUCAGAGCAGCAGAACCAGCAGCAGCAAGGACAAAACAAAAAGUCGAAAAAGUUGACCAAGGCGGAGAAAAAGGCAAAGGUCAAGCAAUACAUUCCUCCUCCAAAGCCGCCAGCGCCUGCCAUACCAGAUCCGCUAGACUCUCAGGGAUUGGCUCAUACGCUUCCUCCGGAGCUAGUCGUUAUUCUCCGCAGGAUAGGCAAGAAGGACGCCGUGACGAAGCGAAAGGGAUUGGACGAGCUCCGAGAGCAAUGGCUGACUCCACCACCGUCGACGACAUCAGAGCAUGAAGAGGAAGAUGAGAUUGAGCGGGAGAUCAAGGAAGCAGCUCUAGCCACCGCCAUCCCUGUCUGGCUGCAUAAUCUUGCACAACUGCUCCAAUCCCCCUCGCAUCGCACUUCAGCACUUCAAAUUCAGCAAGCUCUGUUGAAUCGACCGUCUACCCGAAAUCUCAUCCUAGACUCUUUCAAUCUCUCCCUUCUCCCGGGGAAUCAAACGCGAGACACUUUAGGCUCCUGGCUGGUAGCAGCGGUGGAGGAACGGCGAAGGGCGGGAGGGGCAAGCUAUACUUGCUGGAUGGACAGUACAUCAUUCGGACCGCAAGAUGAUCGCCUGGAUUUGACACCUCACCUGGACUCUCUAGCAGACUAUCUAGAACUCUCGAUCGCUGACCCAGCAUCUUUGAACGACAGUAUCUUCCCUUCUCCCAUUGAGAAGGUUCCCAUCGGAUCAGAAGAGGAGGCCUGGUUUAGAGUCGGAGGAUUGACCGGUCUCACCUGGCUUCUCACAACAGCUGAACCCUCCACUCGCCUUCUUGACCUCCUCAGAGGGGACAUCUGGUCGACAUUAUCACCUGUUGAACCAUCACUUGGUUCGGGCCAGCCGUCCGUCCGUAGAGCAGCGUAUGCCCUCUUGGACACCGUGCCGGACGAUUGCCUUCCUCAAGACCUGCUGUCGUUUUGCUGGAGAGAAGCCGAAGGGACUGUCUUCGACAUAGCUGGCCCAGUCAUUGCCAAAUUGCUUCGUCGACAUCCAGAUUGGUGGGAACAAGACGAAGACGAGGACGACGAAGAAGAAGAAGAUACGGGAUCGCCAUUUUCCGACUUUCUUCAAUUCGUCGCGAGUGUUUGUCCCUCCGUCCCCCAUGUCACAUACCCCCUUCUCCUUGUCGCCGUCUCCACCAUGUCAUCGGACAUCCUUCCGCUAGACCUGGACGACAAUGCUCUUCCUUCCUUCUUCUCACAUCUUUGGUCACCUGUCGACGCCCGGCUACUGUCCACACACUCUUUACCCAACCAAACGUCUGCGCUGCAGACAUUCCUUCAGGCCGCUCUAGACUGCAUCGCCCUGCUGCUCAAAAGAGCCAUCAAAGAGGAGGACACUGAUAUUGCUGAAUGGCUUGUAGAGACACAGCUCUGCGAUCGAGCUUGGAGGCAGUGCGUGUUGGAAUUCGGCGGCAAGUCUGCAAGAGCACGGACGCCUCCCGGCGAGAACGAAGCUGUAGCUUUCGCAUCUGCUGCAACUCGAGUCAAAGCGAUCUCCUCUGACCUCUACGCCACGUUGCUGGAGUCAAUUACAUCUACUUUGGUCUCAAAGUGCUUUGGUGAAGAUCGAGAUACUCGGCUGCUUCCGCGAGCAGUCAUCCUUUUGGACACACUGGACACUGCCGGGUCGGAGGACAGUGUACGCAUCGUUGAUGUGGCAUUGGAAAGACUCGUCCAAGCAAGUUUGGAUGAAAUGCGUAACACCGACACAGAUCCCAAGACCGGUCUGGUCCUAGUCUCUGACAUUGUUCGCGAACACAGUGAUGCUUUGCAGGACGAGACGAUAGAUCAAAUCUAUGAGCUCUGCGGAAAGGAUGCCCUAGUACAGUCAGCUCCAAAUCAGCUACUCGACCUGUUGCGAACUUUGGAGAAUUCCUCCCCAUCGGCCAAGUCUGACAAAGCCCGUCAGGUUGUGCAAAAUAUCGUGUCCUCGCCAACUCUGUCCACAGAGACGCGUUUCUCCUUCGUAGCGGCAGCUUUGCAGCUGCAAUACCUUUCAUUGUUCCCCGAGGACGCCAUCGGAGAUCUCGCAGAAGAGGGUGUACAACAUGCGAUACUGGGCGAUCAACGCGCGGCUGUAUUGGUGGCGCAGUGCAUCCGAGACGGGACAUUGCCUCAGUCGAACCUGGACACUGUGCUCUCCCUGUGCAGCACGGCCAUCCAGGAUGCAGCCAGAGACUUCUCUGCGGGAAACGCUGCAUCAGCUUCUCUGCAACCCAGUGCGCUCAUAUUCUAUUCCUAUGCCAGAGAUCACCUCCAGCCCAUCAUCGACAGCGACGUAUUCUUGACUGCUCUCGUCGAUCUCUACCUGCUCCAUGGCCUGUCAGCCGUCGCCUUUGAUCAGACGGUCUCGAGCAUGCUGGACGAACAAUUGCCUCUCGCACCGUCGAAGUUCCAGGCAACAUUGAGGGAGGCAAUGUCACAGCAAUUGACUGAUAUUUCUAAUUCUGUCAAUCUGCUUCCGACACCGGACGUCAUUCGUGGUCUUCUUGACAGCCUCAUCGCUCAGUCGGCCGACCCGACUCUGCCGAUCAUUGACCCCCUUGCUCCAUACACCGGCGAGUCCAUCUCACCGGAUGGGCUAUUCGAUUCCACCGGUCUUUCUAAGUGCGCCCGAGUGCUUCAAAGUAUUCUAGCAUUAUUCCGAGAGGACCGCAACCUUCCGAGCCGGGAGCCAAUCCUGCUCUCAGCUUGCCUUCUGGGUCACAUACUCGCCAGGGACGGCUUAUCGGUCAAUGGUGGCUCAAGAGGCCUUGCAUCUUCGACAGAUUCGCUCGAAACCUUCGUGAGAGAGGCUGAGACGAUCCUCUCCUCCGUUUUCGCCACAAUACAAGAGCCCACUUCAGCCUGGCAUAAGCAGACGAUAGUCCUGGUCAAGUCUGACGGGACGGGAUCUCAAAGUGACUGGAUCCAAUCGACCUUGGCUGAUCUGCUGCAAUCAUGGUCUCGAACAGGUAGCGAUGUGAGCCUUCGUGCUGUUCACCUUGUCUUGACCCGCAUUCUGGGCAAUGAGAGAGCUACGGAAGCAGACAGUGCUGCCUGGUUGGACCUGGCGAUGACAUUGAGUACUAAGAAGCCUGACUUGGCGUCUACUAUCAUCCUUGCCAUCAAGGGAAAUCUAGAAGAUUCACAAGCUAUCUCCACUGCUCGGAACAGGCUGGCAAAUAGCAUCACGGGCAUCAAGGCGAAAGAUAUAGGAGUGACUGGCUUGCCCGCUUUACGGCUCCUGCUCGCCUCGGCACCGCUGCCCGAUUCCACUUCAGACUUCAUCCCUCAACAAAGAGCCAUCUUCGUCCUUCGUCACGUCUCUGGUUGGCUCACUGACGACGAUGCCGAAGACUUGCCCGAGGAGACGGAAUUCAGACUGGCAGAAUUGUUCAAUGCUCUGGGACCCGUCGUACAGGAUGUACCUGGCCAACACUGGGAUGCCAUCUUUGACCUUCUUGAGAACGGACUGGAGUCAUCUCUGUGCUACCUUUGUGGUUGUCUCGUUCUGCUGCGAACCGUCAGGGAUCUGUGUGCGACGAACAAAUCCUUACGAGCUGCAUGGACCAACCGAGACGUGCUGUCAAAGCAGGUCCUAAAGUUAUUCACCCAGUGUCGUAAUGAUUCAUCUGAGCCAAUGAAACGCAUUCAGGCUCUUCUUCUGGAUCUGGUCAUGGGAAUAGACGAGGCUCAAGACAGUGUCUCUAGCGGUCUCGUCUCCGAGUUGACGAUUUCUCAAUUAAGCCACCUGCUUCUCUUGUCUACCAAUUGGGGGAUCCAGACCAUGGCAUAUCGCCUUCUGAGUCAAGUGAUUCGCCGUGAAACGCUCGCUCUUGUUCUGAAAGUGGAGGCCACGAUAGGAGAUGAAGCGGCGGAGGAAACGCAGAGCAUUCAACUUCCAGCCAGCCUGAUCAAAAUCCUGGAGGAUGGUGCGAGUAUCGACUGGCAGGAUCCACAAAUCCCUCAAGUCGUGACGCAGAUCUUGGCUUGGAUGGCUAUCUUAGAUCAUUUCGACGAUGCUUCUCGAACGAUCAGAUCAGCGUAUAUGGAUCAAUUGAGAUCUGGUAGUUUGAUCGAGCGAUCCCUCCUCAGUAUGCUCUUCCAAAUGAUGGGAGUGUCGCAAGUUGGAGCUUGGAAUUUCCCUGCCGGUCAGUUCGCAGUGGACGAAUUCUAUCCUGAGCUCUUGGAGCCUGAGGAGCUCGCUGACUUGACCCCCUUCGCGUCCUACCUGUUCUACCGUACGCUGAUCUCGGUGCCGUCCAUCUUGAGAGAGAUUCACGAAGGCAUCAAGGAUCGACAGCUAUCCUUGUCCAUGCUCAAUUUUACUGCUCGAUACUAUUCGCCUGUCAUUAUUCAGAAGGAGUUUGCGGCCCUCAGGCAACCUGCCACGAUCUCUCAACUCUCUGCGGAAGGUCUGACAGUUCGAGUCGCUCAAGCUGGAACGGGAUCCGCAGAAGCGAUCGCGAGCUACGUCGUGGACGAGCAACCGAUGGAGAUUGGGAUUCGAUUACCUGCGGAAUUCCCGCUGCGGGGCGUGGAUGUGCGUGAUCUGAGGCGUGUCGGCGUUCCAGAGAACAAAUGGCGAGGCUGGUUGAUGAGCGUCCAGCAGACCAUUACCUCGAGGAACGGUCUCAUACUCGAAGCGCUGACAGUGUUCAAACGCAACGUCAGCCUGCACUUCGAGGGUGUCGUAGAGUGUGCCAUCUGCUAUUCUAUCAUCUCCUUAACCGAUCGUACUUUACCCACCAAACCCUGCCGAACGUGCAAGAACCGCUUCCACGCUUCGUGCCUGUUCAAAUGGUUCAACUCGUCUCACUCUUCCAGUUGCCCGCUGUGUCGUACAUUGUUCUAG